CUUGUGGCUGUCGUCGGGUAUUGUCCUUAUAAGACAACAACAGGGAGGUAAACACGACAGGAGUAGGUGCUAAUAGAAAUAAGCACUUUUCUUUCUGCGACCGCAAGCGACUCCUAUGGGAGCAGGACCAGACCCUGGGCAGAAGAAAAAGAGACACAAGGCGGAAGGGAAAUCUCACAUACCACCGACCCACCCGCGACAACAACCGGAGUUUCAAUUUUCGAAUGGAAGUCAUCGGCCGGAAGUUGUAGCAUUGGGAUUUGCUUUGAGCCUUUUUUGUCUUCACCAUCACUUGGCUAUCAUCAUCUCGUAAAAGUGCAUUUCAAAACGUUUUAACUUUGAAGAUCUCAAUCAUGUGAAAACGAAAGCAGCCAUUUGCAGAAAUAAGAACAUCGUAGAUUCACUUUCAAAUCAAAAGGAGAUGCGAAAUGCCAUCCUUGCAGACAUAAGGUCUUGAAUGAUGGAAAAGAAGGAAGCAGAAGAGGUUCCUUGUUGUUCUGGUACUAACAGUAGGGCUAGUUUGAGUCUUCCUGCGAGCAGAGGACUGUACGGACUCGGUCUCGGUUGCAUCCCUUGCCCAACAGCACCUCGAAGACUGCCAUCUCUCCGAAAUAGGGAUCUGACACUUGGAGGUGCCCUGAAGAAAACAAAGAAAACAUUUGAGCCAAACGUCAAUGCUGUGAGGAAAAGCAAAGAUGAAUUCAAGGAAGAGAUUCAAGUGACGCCCAAAAGAGAGAGGAAACAGAGGGAUGCUAAAAGAAGAGAGAGCAGAAGCAGGAGGAAAGAGAAACCACAGACCAUCCAGUCUCACUCCAUCUUUGAACAGGGUCCUGCUGACACACCGCGCAAAACAGGGUCCUGGGGUGCUGCUGCACAAGUGUGUGACACCACCAAAUCUCCUAUCAAAGCUAUCAAAGAGGAGCCGCAAGACUAUGAUGAAGAUGAAGAUGAACUACUCCGAAUACUGCAAAGAGAUGAUUUCAUCUGCGAUCCAACGUUGAAGAAUGACGCCAAGCUGAGACCGAUCCAGUUACCUUUGUGUCAGACGAGCACAUCAAGCCAAGAGAAACGUCUUCUGGAAUCGCCAUCCAGCGGACUUAAAACAGAAUAUAAAGGGGAGCGGCCAUCUUUGGUGGAGAUCCUGCACGGUCUCUGCCUGUCUGGAGAGGAGGAGCUCUUCUUCAUGCAGUUACCUGACUGUAUGCCCGUGAGAGCACAAAAAAGUGAAGCGACGUUUCAGAAAGCCAAGGAGAAGAAGCCUCCGCAUGAGAAAGCACAAGUGAGUCAACAACGUGCAUUUCAAUUCAUAGAAAGGGAUCCAUCGUUUGCCGUGUCUCUCCAGGAGUCUCCUUCGGUGAAGAGCUCACCUGGGCUGGCAGAAUUCUCCGAGGGAUUUCUGGGGAAACUCCAAAUACGGAAGUCCGGAAAGGUGGAGAUGAAGCUGGGCGAUAUUGUCAUGGACAUCACGAAUGGAUCUGCUUUGUCAUUCCUUCAGCAACUGGUGUCUGUGAAUGUGUCCGGCGGUAAGACAGGAGACAUGACGGUGUUAGGAAACAUCAACCAUAAAUUGGUGGUAUCUCCAAAUUUCCAAACUUUAUUGGAACAAUGACCGCAACAGCAACAAGGAUCCUGAUCAUCUCACCAGCAGAUGAUGAUGAUGAGAGCAUGAGGGUUUUAUUGAUGUCGUUUUGCAUUGCUCUAUUAGGCAGCUAAUAAGCCCGGAGUGCUAACUUGAAUAAACGAUCGUCAGUUAUAUCCUGUUUCCAAUAUUUAUUAUUGACAUGUUAUAAAUGUUUCAAAAAAUCUUUCAUAUGCUCAAAUGUAUUUUCUUAUCAUUCCAAUUUGUAUCUUUUAGUAAUCGACUUACUACCAAUACACAUUUGGAAGUUGUUUAGCUGUGAGCUAGUAUUAUUCCACUGCUUUUUACUGAUAAAGUUUUUGCCAUGAUAUCGUUUUCAAUCCCAGUUUGGAAGUUACGGAGGUCAAAAUGUUUGUAUGGUGAAUGCUCCUUUUUUUUUUUGUAAAUAUUUUUGUCCCAUAUUGAAAUGUUUUGUAUAUAUUCUGCUCAUGUUGAACAGUUUAAGUUGUGCACUUCAUAAAUAUUGUUUGUAGAUUUCCUG
Molecule: messenger RNA, 2120 nt
Organism: Syngnathus typhle (broad-nosed pipefish)
Lineage: Eukaryota; Metazoa; Chordata; Actinopteri; Syngnathiformes; Syngnathidae
Exons: 7
Coding region: 458-1609 (383 amino acids)
Biological process (GO): transcription by RNA polymerase III
Cellular component (GO): RNA polymerase III complex
Molecular function (GO): DNA binding
Source: RefSeq, a predicted model, not a curated record